This is a messenger RNA of Bufo bufo (common toad), 1070 nucleotides long. RefSeq names its product ADP ribosylation factor like GTPase 6 (gene ARL6). The transcript has 8 exons. Gene Ontology annotation, molecular function: GTPase activity; GTP binding. Bases 125 to 685 code for a protein of 186 amino acids. Gene Ontology annotation, cellular component: axoneme; cytoplasm. Gene Ontology annotation, biological process: vesicle-mediated transport; protein localization to cilium; intracellular protein transport. The record is from RefSeq and is a predicted model, not a curated record. Lineage: Eukaryota; Metazoa; Chordata; Amphibia; Anura; Bufonidae.
GUGGUUUUGGGACGCAGGAAAGUGUUUGCCGGGUUACCAUAGAGUCCGCCGCUUCCGGUGUAUACAGCGGUGUCCGUUGGUUCCUCAGGUGUGGAACUGUACUGUAAGGUUCAGCGUGAGGAGAAUGGGGCUGUUUGACCGGCUGGCAGGCUGGCUGGGCCUGAAGAAGAAGGAAGUGCACGUCUUGUGUCUGGGAUUGGACAACAGUGGGAAGACCACCAUCAUCAAUAAGCUGAAACCCGCCAAUGCUCAGACACAGGAUAUUGUCCCAACUAUUGGAUUCAGCAUUGAAAAGUUCAAGACCUCCAGCUUGUCAUUCACAGUUUUCGACAUGUCUGGACAAGGGAGGUACAGGAAUCUCUGGGAACACUAUUACAAAGAAGGCCAGGCUAUUAUUUUUGUCAUUGACAGCAGUGACAAGCUCCGAAUGGUUGUGGCUAAAGAAGAGCUGGAGACCCUUUUAAAUCACGCAGACAUUAAACACAGACGGAUACCAAUUUUGUUUUUCGCUAACAAAAUGGACCUCAGAGACUCCCUGUCAUCGGUGAAGGUCUCUCAGCUGCUGUGUUUAGAGAACAUCAAGGACAAGCCGUGGCAUAUUUGUGCGAGUGAUGGACUGAAGGGCGAGGGUCUCCAGGAGGGGGUGGACUGGCUGCAGGAUCAGAUCCAAGCAAUGAAAGCAUAAGAAGAUGAGAGAAUCUGGCAUCCCUCCACCUCCUGCACACCUGGACCCCAGAAAGUGCUAUCGUCCGUAUAGUUUACCAGACUGAGACUCCUAUAUCUACCAUUAUCUAGCACCUCGGGUUUUGUAAAGCGUGAAUAGUGCAAUGUUACAAUGGGAAAUACUCAAUAGUAUGAAUUAAUGAAUCAUUUCUUCAACUUUUAAUGUAUUUUGUUAAAAUCGUGAAAUUCCACUUGUCCAACUUGUAAAUACUACAAUGUUUGUGGGUUACGUUUUAACUUAUUAAUUUAUUCACCUCUGUAUUAUGGCAAUUGUACUGUAAUAUAUCAUAAAAGUAGAUUUUGUAUUUUAGUAUUGAAAAUACAUCAGCAAACCUGAGCAAUAUUAC